AUGCUAACGGCUUCGGAGCAUAUGUGGGUGGAGCAGAACCGUUUGCUCUCUCUCGUUCGGAAGUAUGUGCCGUUCAUGAGAAAAGUGGACGAGUUGGACUUUUGCCGAUUGCUCAAGUAUGUGUCCUAUAUGCUUACCAUUGUGGACUACAUGUCAGAUCUAGGUACGUAUGUGAGUGCGUUGGGUAGGGAGCUCUCUAGUUGGUCAUCUUGACUUGUUGUUUUUUUCUUGUGCUACUGCUGCUCUCAUGCAGCUGUGGGAAUGGGGAUGGUCCAACGCGGUAUUGCUUUGUGGCCCGGGGUGUGCAUUCUGCUCCUCUGCCAAGUGGACACGAUCAGUGCGGCUAUCUCUUACGGCAUCCGAACGAAGGCCACACUCCGGCAGAACGCAUCCCUCUUUGCGGCGUCCCUAUUCGAGUUGCCCAUCCUGAUCCUGACCAUCCUGUAUGGAGCAAACUCGACUGAUAUACGGACGAUCGUCAUAUCCAUCACGGCCACUUCCUCCACAAUAGCUAUCAAGGGAGUCGCCACGCUCCAUAGCGUUAUAACCGAGAGGCUGCGGAAGAGAAUCGACUCGACCGUCUCCAAGACGAGCACAACGCGAGAAACCAUGAGCACAGAGGGGCCGACUAACCAGGAUGGUACCAGUUGUGUAGACUUGCUCACUUACAACAUCUCGCUUCCGACCACCCGUCCACCAACGUCUGCCGAUUCCUGGGCCCUGCAGCCUUCUGGCCAGCCGGCGCCAGCUGAUCCGACGAAUGCAUCAGAAAUGGCGGGGCAGGAGGCCCAGGGAGGCAAUGAAGGGCCUGUCCAGCAGCAGUAUGUGAGGCCGAAGCUGGGAGGAGCGCAUGUGAUCAACAUGCAGGUGCAGCUGGAAGACGACGUGACAGCCGAUCACUCAAUGCUCAGCUGCGCAAAGGUGGGUGAGAUACACAGACAGACAGAUAGAUUGACGGGCAGGGCAGGGCACGCCGAAGGAGUCAACCUGUCCCCCUCGCACACUCCUAGAAUGAAUGUGUCUGUCUGUCUGUGUGUGCAGAUAUCGUGCAUCUUGUCGAUAUUCUUCCCCAUCAUCGGCUGCAUCACCUUCUGUCUGAAUCUCGACGCCAAGAAGGGGUCGGAGAGGCACAAGUGGGCCCGCCGCUGCCUCUACACAGCCCUCGCCGUCUUGACUCUGGUCAUCAUCCUACGGGUCAUCAUCUUGUCACUCUGGUUAUCGGGGGUGUGA
Molecule: messenger RNA, 1230 nt
Organism: Vitrella brassicaformis
Lineage: Eukaryota; Vitrellaceae
Source: the annotation of a GenBank genome assembly